This is a messenger RNA of Elgaria multicarinata webbii, 1800 nucleotides long. It is a transcript of the gene SERP1, whose product is annotated as stress associated endoplasmic reticulum protein 1. Gene Ontology annotation, biological process: endoplasmic reticulum unfolded protein response. The record is from RefSeq and is a predicted model, not a curated record. The coding region runs from base 228 to 428 and encodes 66 amino acids. The transcript is spliced from 3 exons. NCBI's taxonomy places the organism in Eukaryota, Metazoa, Chordata, Lepidosauria, Squamata, Anguidae. Gene Ontology annotation, cellular component: endoplasmic reticulum.
CGCGCUUCCGGAGGGCGGGGCCUGCGUGAGGGGCAGUUGCUGCUUACGCGGCGGCUUUGGCUGAAGGGAGCCCGAGAGGCACGUCGGCCAGUUCCCCCUGCUCGGACGCCCGUGCGGAGGUGCCACAGCCCGUCGUCGUCAGUCAGGCAGUUUGUCAGCGGCUGUGAGGCGGCGGCGGCGGCGGCGGCGGCGUGGUGCAAGAACAGGCAGGCAGAGCAGCGGCAAAGAUGGUGGCGAAGCAGCGAAUCCGGAUGGCCAACGAGAAGCACAGCAAGAACAUCACGCAGCGCGGGAACGUGGCCAAGACCUCGAGAAAUGCCCCCGAGGAGAAAGCGUCGGUGGGGCCCUGGCUGUUGGCAUUGUUCAUCUUCGUGGUGUGUGGAUCAGCCAUCUUCCAGAUUAUUCAGAGUAUCAGAAUGGGGAUGUAAAGGAGCUGAUCUUUAAACAAGAUAGUUACAUUUCUUCUGUGAACUAUGAACUCUCAUUCCUGAUGUUUGAUAACUUGGAAUUUAAAUUUGUUGUCAUCUUGCUUCUGAAGAACUUUCCAUGUUGACCAUAUGUCAUUCCAGAUUCCUUCACAAGUCAUUCCAGGUUUUCUAGUCCAUGCCACAGUGCCUUUAAAAAGCACCACAUGUAUAAAGCAAUAAAGAGUUAUUGUUAACUUACAAUCGUGGACCUACUUAUUCUGUGAAUCAAACUCAUGCUUUAUGUUGAUAUAUUAAAGUGGAAGCAGUGUAGAUACUUAGUGGCUGCAUCAUAUGUAAACACUGAUAUUUGUUAAAUCUUCUGUAUAAAUGGAAGUGAUUUUAUUUAAAAUGGAGAAGUUAAAGCUUAUCAAAUAGUGACUGUAUGACUAGUUUAAAGCACACUCAUGCAACUCAGUUAACGGAUGUGUGCUGUGGUUUUUACUUAUCUAAAAAGAGCAUCUUAUGUAUGUGUAGCUUAGUUUUACUGUAGCAUGUAGCAACUUAAAAACUCAAAUGAUUCUGGUAGAAGACUUUAUUCUAUGCUGCUUGAAAGAUUGUUUAAUAAAACAAUGUAAUGUAAAACCAAUGGGUUAAUUGACCAUAGAUUACAUAAAGGAACAAAACUUUUGUCUUAAAAAUGCACCAGAAGUUUCACAAAAUGCUUUGUUGUUGUUGUAUUGUAUUUGAGUGUCAAUGUUUCUUAUGCCAUCAUUCCUUUGGGGUGGGGUGGUUAAUACCCUUGGGAACAUCUCAAACUAAAGAUAGGGUAGGGUUGUAAAAUAUCACCUGGUGACUUGUUCCAUAAUACUAUAUUGUUCACAGUAACUCAUCCAGAGAGCACUAACAUGCAUGCAGCCUGAAUAGUACCCCACUUCAGCUGAACAAGUUAGCAGGUUAAACAUAUACUGCUGAAUCCAAAUUUUUUAUAUUGCUGUGACUUGAGCCUUUUUCUUUACAUUUGACAGCAUGUUAAUUUUAUAGAAGUCAGCAGAAUGAUGUAAGAGUUAGUGGGUUACAUUUUCACAGGGUAAUUGUCACAGAAUCGAAAUGUCCUUGCCACUACUAACAACAUCUCCUUGUUUUGCACAGCAAGGUAAAGAUGAAGUUUGGCACUCUUUCAGGGAAUGCCUUAUAAACAGGUAAUUUGACCAUAAAUAAACUAUUUAAAGGGCUGAGUGAAAAGUUAACUAGGUAAAUGGCUCUGUAAUCUUGCAGGGUUGUAUGAUAGGCAGGUGACUGGAAGGCUAUAUUUCUUACCAUUAGCACAUUCUGUAAAUGGGAAACGCUUGUUUGUAAUCAAGAACUAUUUCCAAUAAAUUACUUUAAAAUCUGA